AUGCCGUUGGACAGAUCUGAGGGAAGCAGCAGUGGUAGUGGUGUCAUCGAGAGCGAUGCUGUCUUCGAGUCAAUCCCUGGCUUUUACAGGACUCCUUGUAAUCCCUGCGUCUUCUUCAACUCAGCCUCCGGCUGCUUCAAGGGACAGAGUUGUACAUUUUGCCACCACUCAGCUACUCCUGGACCCGGACUUCUGACUCGACCUUCCAAGCUGAACCGCGCGCGGACCAAGGAAAAGGUGGAGCACCUGUUGAGCAAGUUGAUGGAGGCAGAUAUGAACUCUUUAUCAGAUGAGAUACACUAUGGACUUCAAGCUGAGGCUCAGAAAGACGACUUUUCGCGGAGGUUUUGUCAAGGCCGCUUGAACGAGGUCCUAUUGACACUGCAGCCGCGACCGUCACGACGUCCAUAUGAAUUUGGUUGUCGCCAGCUCUUGGCCUCGACACAGCCAGCCUGUUCUGAAAUUAGGUUAGUUGCAGGUCAUAACUGCUGUGUCUCGGAAAUGCUGUCCACUGGGUGA
Messenger RNA from Cladocopium goreaui, 519 nucleotides. NCBI's taxonomy places the organism in Eukaryota, Dinophyceae, Suessiales, Symbiodiniaceae. The record is from the annotation of a GenBank genome assembly.